Molecule: messenger RNA, 876 nt
Organism: Rubroshorea leprosula
Lineage: Eukaryota; Viridiplantae; Streptophyta; Magnoliopsida; Malvales; Dipterocarpaceae
Source: the annotation of a GenBank genome assembly
GUUGAAAAUUUGGUUACUGCAUAACACUACCUUUCCCUUUCUCUCUUAUUUUCUGUAAUUUCCAUUCAUUUUCGCUGCCACUGAUUUGAUGAGCCAGCGAUGGCAUCAUCAAAGGAAUCAGAAGAAUCAGAGGCUUUCCACUGGCACUUCCCUGAGCUCGAAGAUAUCCACUUCGAGAUCCACGGAAAGACGCUGUACUACUUCAUUGCUCUCUUCAUUGUCGUUCUCCUGCUCUCCCUCCUCGUCAUCUACUGGCGCUGGUUCAGGCGUUGCCACCGGGAUAACCCCACCGUUACGUCCCACGCGCCUACCCCACCUCGCCCACAACCACGGGGGCUUGAUCCAGCCGCCAUACGCGCCUUGCCCGUCACGUUGGUCACCAAUGCCGCCGUACCGGAGACUGAUUGCUCUAUCUGCCUCGUUAAAUUUGAAGACGGCGACAAAGUUAAGGUAUUGCCUCAAUGUCAACAUUUGUAUCAUUCCGAGUGUGUCGAUCAGUGGCUUAGUACUGAGUCAAGUUGCCCACUUUGUAGAUCUUCUAUCCAAAUUGACUCAGAUCUUCCUCAGAUCAUAACUCAAUAAAAGGAAAAAAAAGGAAAAAAAAAAAAAAAAAGAAACUACUCAUCGGGUGUAUUAUUAUUUCUAUUUUAUAUCAUUGGUUUGGUCUAUACUUGUAAAUCGGAUAGAAAUUAAUGAAUAAAAGCAUGAAUCUGUUUUGUUUAGCUAAGUGAAGCAGUUCUUUCUGGGUCUUCCACUGUUUUUUUUCCGGAUCUAAGUCUUGUUGAGUCUCCCUUGAUGGGAAUAGUACGUGUUCGACGAAUUCCAAGAGAAAAUGUGUAUUCGCUUCGUAACAAACAAUAAAGUCCCACUUGUUUU